Mercurialis annua (annual mercury) is the source of this 2046-nucleotide messenger RNA. RefSeq lists its product as uncharacterized. The transcript has 10 exons. Gene Ontology annotation, cellular component: cytosol. Gene Ontology annotation, molecular function: serine-type endopeptidase activity. Lineage: Eukaryota; Viridiplantae; Streptophyta; Magnoliopsida; Malpighiales; Euphorbiaceae. Bases 32 to 1825 code for a protein of 597 amino acids. The record is from RefSeq and is a predicted model, not a curated record. Gene Ontology annotation, biological process: proteolysis.
UCAUCAAUCCCCUCGUUCUGUCCAUGAUGUUAUGCCCGCCGGACCUGAUGAUCCCCCCGAGCACGUUAUGCUCGACGAGAAUGUUAACUCUCAAGGACAUGAAUUUUACCACAUUGGUGCUUUCGAGGUUUCGCCAAAUCAUGAAUUGGCUGCCUAUGCAGAAGACACAAAGGGAGAUGAAAUUUACACCGUUCAUGUCAUUAAUGCUGACACUAAAAUCCCUGUUGGGAGCCCUCUCACUGGUGUUACAUCCGCUGUUGAGUGGGCUGGCAAUGAUUAUUUGGUUUAUAUAACUUUGGAUGAGAUUCAUCGUGCUGAUAAGGUGUGGUUGCAUAAGCUGGGGACAGAUCAAUCAACUGACACUUGCCUAUAUCAUGAGAAGGAUGAUAAAUUUUCUUUGGAUCUUCAUGCUUCAGAAAGUGAACAUUAUUUGUUUGUUGUAUCUGACAGCAAACUGACAAGGUUUGUGCUCUAUAUUGAUGUUUCUAAGCCUGAAGAUGGUGCUAAGGUUUUGACACCUCGAGUAGAUGGCGUUGAUACAUCAGUCACCCAUCGCGGAAAUCAUUUUAUUAUCCAGAGACGAACUGAUGAGCUUUUCAAUUCAGAGCUAGUAGCCUGUCCAAUGAAUAACAUUUCUGACACUACAGUUCUUAUACCUCAUAGGGAAAGCGUGAAAAUUUGGGACACACGAGUCUUUGCUGACCAUCUAGUUGUAUUUGAGCGUCAAAAUUGCCUUCCCAAAAUCACAACGUUUCAUCUUCCACCUGUUGAUGAGCCACUUGUGAGCCUUAAAGGUGGUCAGACUGUUGACUUCAUUGACCCUGUAUAUACUGUAGACCCAGAAGAAUCAGAAUUUUCUUCCAGCAUUUUGAGGUUUUCAUAUAGCUCGUUGAAGACACCGCAUUCUGUGUAUGAUUAUGAUAUGAACACGGGCACUUCUGUCUUGAAGAAGAUAGAUACAAUAUUGGGAGGUUUUGAUACAUCUAAUUAUGUUACUGAGAGGAAAUAUGCCACAGCUUCAGAUGGCAUUCAGAUUCCUAUGUCUGUUGUUUACAGGAAAGAUCUCGUGAAACUUGAUGGGUCUGAUCCUUUAUAUCUUUAUGGCUAUGGUUCAUAUGAGGUAUCGAUAGAUCCAACAUUCAAGGCAUCAAGGCUAUCCUUAUUGGAUCGUGGUUUAAUCUUUGUAAUAGCUCAUAUUCGUGGAGGUGGUGAAAUGGGGAGGCAGUGGUAUGAGAACGGGAAGUUUCUGAAGAAAAAGAAUACUUUCACAGAUUUUAUUACUUGUGCAGAGUAUUUACUAGAACAGAAGUACUGUUCCAAGGAAAAACUGUGCAUUGAAGGAAGGAGUGCAGGGGGAUUACUUAUUGGUUCUGUUCUUAAUAUGAGGCCCGAUUUGUUUAAGGCUGCUGUUGCAGGAGUACCUUUUGUGGAUGUUCUGACAACUAUGCUUGACCCGAGUAUUCCUCUUACCACUGAAGAGUGGGAGGAAUGGGGCGACCCUCGGGAGGAGGAAUUCUACUUCUACAUGAAGUCAUAUUCCCCUGUUGAUAAUGUUAAGCCUCAAGAUUAUCCCCACAUCCUUGUUACAGCUGGCUUACAUGAUCCUCGGGUUAUGUAUUCAGAACCUGCAAAGUUUGUGGCAAAGCUGAGAGAAUUGAAAACUGAUGAUAAUUUACUGCUGUUCAAAUGUGAACUCGGUGCUGGACAUUUUUCCAAGUCGGGAAGAUUUGAGAGGCUUCAAGAAGAUGCAUUCAAGUAUACAUUUCUAAUGAAGGUUCUAAAUAUGACUCCUCCUGACCUCGGCUCUGGCGGCAGCCAGAAGUGACGAUGAGCUUUUUAUGUCUCGACGAACUCUCUAAAUUCUCAAGAAAAAACGAUAUGAAAUAGCUCUGUUUUAGGACAUGAACUAUUUGUUUGCAUUAUGGAACUGAUAGAAGGAUUAUGAUAUAUGUUAGGUUAGAUAUAUUGAUCCUCAUCAUAUCCCAUACCAUGCCUUGAAUCGAGUGUGUAUUACUCUUUUACGAGUCGGAUUUCAUUUCCAUUGCA